GCAAAAUACAAGUACAGGUACUUGAGCGCGCAUGAAUGUCCCUUAGCCGCGUUGUUGCUUGGAUAGGAUAUCCUGCAUGCUUUUUCGCUCGUUCUGUCUCGAGACCGCCCACCUUACGUCGUGCAGCACCCGCCUUUCGCGUCAAGGAGGACCAGAGACGAUUUUUAACUACCAAACACGACCCCUCUCUUUCCUAUGUCCCUGAUGUCAGCGUCAUCGUUGACAAAAUCCGGCGGUACAUCCCGACAGCAAAUGUUGGCGCUUUGCACCAGCAGUUUCACGGCCUAUUUCGCGUGUUGAGCGAGGAAGGGAAGGAUAAACCCACGGCUCCUCCACUUAAGGAAGAGGAUAUCCAUGACGCGCUAUCAAUACUAGCUAUGUCGGGCAGGCACCAUGAUUUAGAUAUGGUGGUGAAAAUCCUCACCGACUUGCCCAUGCUUUGCGGCGUUGAAGUGGGGGCAAGAGUAUACAAUGUCAUCCUUCGUGGCCUGAUUACGAACGGAAAUCCACAAACUGUCUUCAACUGGCUGAUGAACAUGCCCCAAAAGCCGAAAAACAUGACGCCUAGCCUUCUACAAUGGCACAUGUUCCUCGAAUGGUGUGCUGACUCUGGCCUGGUGAAGGUUCUCCACCACAGCGUCUCAAAGAUGCAUCGCUCUGGACGUCGUCCCACCAUCAAAACCUUUGAAAUUCUAUUCAACGCUCUCUUUGACGCUGGUGCUCCAAUCAAGAAAUUCUACGAUGCUCUAGAUGUCAUGGAACACACCUCAUUGACAUACGAUGAGAACUUCGCGAAACUGCUCUACGAUGGUUUUGUCAAACUUGGUCUUGCGGAUCGAGCUCAGGAGAUGAAAGACGUAUAUUGGAAACGUUUUAGCGAAAGAUCGAGGACGACGGAUCCCAAAAUGAUCGAAUGGACAGAGAGCAUAGAGAGUGAAGCCGAGAACCGGGGUAUCAUUGCAGCCGUAUCCCUAUGCAGGUCGUUGCAGCGAGACGGUUUUAGACCUGCUCCGCACACCCUCACACUUCUCAUCCGGCAUACACACCGCCUCGACCACCUUCGAUACGCGGAAGCCGAACUAAACCUGAAAGCAACCAUAAUUCAGUGGGCUAUCUUGAUCAGCAAUACCGUGCGUGUCGGCGACCUGACGGGUGCUCUGUCGAUCUACGAGGAGUCCAAGGCUGCUGGGAUUACUCCCGGUACGCCCUUGAUACACCCGCUAGUCAAUGCCCUCUGCACCACUUCGAGUACUCUUGAUGACGCUGCAAUUGACCGAGCAUUAGAACUCUACAAGGACCUUGCUGAGGCCGCUCCCAUUCCCCAAUCAAAGCAAGCACCCAAACUACCAGGGCGCCGACAUUCCUCAGGCCCAGAUGCCAAUCUCUACAACAUCUUGUUCCGCGCAUUUGGCGCUUCCAAGAACGUCGAAAAGUACUUUCCUAUUGCGCUUUCACUCCUCGAAGACAUGGAGGCCAGGAAUGUUGAACUCGACAGUCCGAUGGCCGUUUCUGCCCUGGCCAUCGUUGUCAUGCGGUGUAGUUCCAGCUUCGAUGACGCGUUGAAGGCCUAUAAACGAAUAUCCAAACGUCCCAAUGCACCUCGCCUCGACGCAAAAGGCUAUCAAGCCAUCCUUCACACCCUGACCCGGCUCUCAUUCGGAGCCCACGAAACAUUACCGUCCGUAUGGCACUAUUUCGAAGUAGUGAAAGACAUGCGGAUGGCAGGGGUUGAGAUCACGGCGCCCGUGUACACUAUCCUCCUCCGGCAUCUCGCGCUACUCUCAGCGGAACUGCCACUCGAGGAGCGUGAUGCCCUUGCAGCGGCCGUGCGGAGGGUGCAUGAUCACCUCACACUCGAUCCCUCCUUCACGCCCGACACAGUGCUCUGGAACCAGCUGAUGGACAGCUACCAGCGCGUUGGGCUUUUCGCGGAGGCGUACCGCGUCUGGGAUAUGCUCUUUAUCACGGGACGCUUCAAUCACGCAAGCGUCGCGAUCAUCAUUGAUGCAUGUGGGUUCGCGUAUGCCUGGCCUAUGGCUGCACAGGUGUGCCUGAAGCUGACCAAGCUCGGGUUCAAAUUCAACCAGCGGACGUGGAAUGCGUGGAUAGAGUGCAUGUGUCGUGUUGGGAAGCUUGAUGAUGCGCUCAAGGUUGUGUGUUUGGAGAUGGGGAAAGACCAGCCAGAUGUCGCGCCUGAUGUUAAUACGGUCAAGGUACUUCUUUCGUUCGCUGCACGGACAAACCAGCAAGAUGAGGUGAUGGACCGCAUCAAACGGUAUCUCCCUCAGCUAUGGUAUACGUUACCAAACGAACUCGACGGAUACUUCAUCAGACAGCACACAACAGUAGUAGACUCAUAAAAUGAUCGUCGUAGCCUUGUCUAUUCAUGAUGGUAAAUACAAUAAUA
Messenger RNA from Suillus paluster, 2407 nucleotides. RefSeq lists its product as uncharacterized. The record is from RefSeq and is a predicted model, not a curated record. Gene Ontology annotation, molecular function: protein binding. NCBI's taxonomy places the organism in Eukaryota, Fungi, Basidiomycota, Agaricomycetes, Boletales, Suillaceae. The coding region runs from base 36 to 2360 and encodes 774 amino acids. The transcript has a single exon.